AUGUGGAUCCGCUUCCGUUUAAAGAUGUUUUGCGCGGGAAAGCAGAAUUUUGGACCAUUUUGGGACCAUGUGUUGGGGUACUGGAAUGCGAGCUUAGAGACGCCGCACAAGGUGUUGUUUCUGAAUUAUGAUGAUCUGAAGGAGGACACCACAUUUCAUCUCAAGAAUUUAGCUGAGUUCUUGGGAUGUCCAUUUAGUUUGGAGGAAGAGGAAAAAGGGGUCGUAGAGGAAAUUAUAAAGUUGUGCAGUUUUGAGAAUCUGAAAGACCUGAGCACAAACAAGACUGGCAAAAGGCCUUACUAUUUCAGAAAAGGGCAAGUAGGAGAUUGGGCUAAUUAUAUGACACCUUCCAUGGUUGAACAUUUGGAGGUAGUCGUGAAAGAAAAGUUCAGUGGGCCUGGUUUAAGUUUCAAGGUCUAG
Cornus florida is the source of this 420-nucleotide messenger RNA. Its product is annotated as cytosolic sulfotransferase 6-like. Gene Ontology annotation, biological process: sulfation. The record is from RefSeq and is a predicted model, not a curated record. Gene Ontology annotation, molecular function: sulfotransferase activity. Gene Ontology annotation, cellular component: cytoplasm. Bases 1 to 420 code for a protein of 139 amino acids. Lineage: Eukaryota; Viridiplantae; Streptophyta; Magnoliopsida; Cornales; Cornaceae. The transcript has a single exon.